AGGGCGGCGGAGCGGGGCGCGCUCCUAUGGCCCGGCGGAGGCGGCACGGCGGGGCCGGCGGCCCGGCGGCGGGGCAGCAUGCCGGGGGCGGCGGGGCGGUAGCGGCGGCGCUGAGUUCGGCGGCGGGAGCGGCGAUGCGGCUGCUCGGCGCCUUCCUGCGGCUGCUGGUGGCCGCGGCGCUGGGGGCGCCCCCCGCCCCGGCCCCGGAGGCGCGGGGGACCGCCAGCGCGGAGCCGCCCGUCCUGACCUUUCGGGAGAUCUGGAAUCGAAGUUUCUGCAGGCCUCUGGAGCAGCUGGUGGAUGUUAUUACUGAGUUCCCCAAUGAGGUGGAGUACAUUUUCAGACCCUCCUGUGUCUCCCUGCAGCGCUGUGGAGGCUGCUGUGGGGAUGAGGGUCUCCGCUGCAUCCCCGUGGAGACAAGCACAGUCACCAUGCAGCUCCUGAAGUUAAAGCCAAACGGGGAGGCAUCCUAUGUGGAGAUGAUGUUCACCGAGCACAAGCAGUGCGAGUGCAGGCCCCGGCAGGACCUGAUGAGGUUGGGAAGGAGGAGGUCCAAGGGCCGAGGUAAGAGAAGACAAGACAAGAUGAGACGUAAAGACUGUGAACUAUGUGGUACACCGCGCAGGUAGCCUCUGCUCUGCCCCCAGCCUUGCUCCUGUCACCUGGGUUUGAGCCAGCUGUGUUUUCCCCUGAUGUCAGGGGCUUGUGGACCCAUGCCCCUCCAAGCAGCGGUGGGGAGCAGGACUCCAGCAGGGAAGAGCUGACUGGACUUCUGCUUGGCCCUGGUGGGAAUGCUGCCUGGAACCAAGGACUCCCUUGUGCUGUCUGCACCAUUGGCAGCAGAACAAAAGGACCCAUGAUCAGGGCUGGGGCUGAAGAUGAGGAGCUCAAGCAGCCUGUUGGUAUUCAAGGGUAUCCUGGAAGCAAUGACUGAAGCUGGUGGAUGUGCUGCUGGACCUGGCUGGGGACAGCAUGAUGUGGGGGCGAGUGGAGAUGGCUCAGAGGGCUGCAGCUGCAAAACUGCUCUGUCCUGCCAGCGUCCUGCAGCUGGGGAGGAAGGAAACCUGGGGCAGGCAAGGCUGCAGGGCUGCAUCCGUCCCAGCCUUGGCAUGGAGCAGCCCAGGACAGUGCCAGGGAGCUUGACUGGGAAACCCUCCUGGUGGGGAAGGGCAGGGAAUUGGGGUUGUCAGGGCUCCUCACGUACUCACAGCCACAACCCAGCCUUGCCCUGCUCAGUAAAACCUGGUGGUCAGAUACAGGAGCUGGCAGUGCAAGCACUCCCAUCUGCUUUCCAGCAGCCACAGGCAGGGCUCUUCCCCAUAGGUGCCUGCCCAGGCUAGAGGAGGGCACUCCUGCAGCACCCAACGGGCUGCCCUUGGUAUGAUGCUGGAGGUGGAUAACCAGCAGUUUGGGACCAAGGUGCUCCCCAGGGUGGGGGCUACCCAUGUGCUGGAGCUCAGGUGGGUACUGGGAGACCCUUGGGGGAACUGCUCUUCCAUACCAUAGUAUGGGUCUGGUAUCUCCCCUGUUCGCCAUCUGCAUCCUGUUCUCACACCAGUCCAAAUCUCUGGCUUGCUGUCCUGUGGCUUUCCUUCUCCCUGGCUGGGCUAAUGCCUGGUUAGGGUAGUCGGGGGCAGGCUGCCCAUGGGCCUUCCCACCCAAGAAACACCCCACCAAGGCUCAUGCACCUGGCAUGGGGGCCGGCUGGCCUGGGGGCCCUGUCUGUUACUGGGAACAUCCUGGGGUGUGUAGGGGGCUGGUGUCCCUCAUCGAGGUGGCUGUGGGUGCUGCUGUCUCCUGCUUUCCAUGCUCAGGUCAUGAGGGCAGCCCCAGCCUUUGUUUCUGUGUGCCUUAAGCAGUGCCCCUGGGGCUCUUCUCCCCUUUCCUGCCCCCACUGUAAGGGGGCUGGGGCUGGCUGCCAAAUGCAUCCUGUGCUGCUCCGUGCAAGUCAUACCCUGGAGCAGUGCACAUAGCUGGAAACCCUAAGGGUGAGUUGGGUACCAGCAUGAUUGUGGAGCACCCCUGACACGAGGUUAAAACAAAAUCAAGGCUUAUUCUUGAAAGGUUCAAGCAAAAGAUUGGAGGCAAGAUGUGCAAAGGCUUCAAUGUUACCAUCAAAUGAGGUGACCUGAGGUUUAUCCUGCACUGAGGAACAAGAGUGGAGCCUCAUGUCCAUAGCUGGGGCUGGCACAAGGACAUGGGGACAGGGCUGGUUCUCUGGCAGCUGUUCCCUGGCAGGGAAAGCUGGUGGUGUGCGUUGAGAUGAUGUGAACUUCCAUGCUGCCACCAGGUAGCAUAACAUGGACUGGGCAAGUUGCACCUGUGUGGCUGGGCAUAUCCUCCUGGAGCUUUCUGGAUCCCUUUUAGACCCCAUUUCCACUUCUGGCAUCUAUAGUGUCCUGGGGCUCAGCCUGUGUGGAUUCUGCCUCAACAACAACCCAUGAAGCUCCUCCUUGACCACCUCAUGGGUGAGGGGGACUCACCACUCCCCUUCCCACACUGCUCAGGGUCUGCAUGGGCCAUGUGGCACCCUAGCUCCAGUGGCCUGUCUUGGUCUGUGCAGGCUCUCCCCAUCCCCACGUGCCCUUGCAGCCUGGCUGGUUGCGCUUUGAGGCUAGGUAGAACUGUGCGCCACACUCAAGGGAUGAACGUGAUGGCUUCUGUAUUGUUUCGAACAGUAAAAGUUUCAUCAUGGUAGUAUUAAACCUUUAAAAAGGAAGUUACAUAAACCCAAGGAUGUUAAUUAAUAAAAAUAAGUUUGUCAAGAGUGGUGAUUAGGGU
Molecule: messenger RNA, 2781 nt
Organism: Phalacrocorax carbo (great cormorant)
Lineage: Eukaryota; Metazoa; Chordata; Aves; Suliformes; Phalacrocoracidae
Source: RefSeq, a predicted model, not a curated record